AUGGCCGGCGCCCGGGGAGACUUCCACGGCACCAUGCGCGCCUUCUUCGACCGGAACCUCCGGUUCUGGCACCGCAGCUGGCUGGAGGAACGGCGACGGAGGCGGCAGCGGCGGCGGCAGCGGCGGAGAUCCAGCGGCGGCGGGGGGGUAGAGGGGGGGGACGGUAUGGACGUAUCUGACGAUGAUCUUGGUGCGGGGGAGGAGAACCGCGGUAGUGAUGGCGAGGGGGAAGAGGAGUCGACGGGCCGAGAAGCCGGAGGCGGGGGCACUGAUGGCGCCGCUACCGAGGUCGCGGGUUCUUCGGACAAGGUGGAGAAGGAGGAGGAGGAAGAGGAGGAGGAAGAAGAAGAGGAGGAGGAGGAAGCAGAAGAAGAAUCAGACGUUGGGGAGGAAGACGACGGGGACGAUUUUUCCGACAUGAGCCGAGAGGAGCUGUCGGCGCUGUGGGGCGUGCUGAGGCGGCUGGGCUGGUUCUCCCUUCUGCAGGACGCCUUUUCCGGGGUCAUGUUCUCCAACGUGCUGGCCUACGUCAGGAGGAGCGGCGGCGGCGGCGGCGGGGUCCCCGUCGACGGAAGUUCCGCCGCGUACGGCUGGAAGCAGCGGCUCGGUCUCGCGGUUCACGAGGCGUUUUGCUCGGCGAGGAUAGCGGAGCUGUUUGACAUCAUCGCCGACUACCCGGAUAGUGGCGUGGCGAUCGGGGAGCUGAAGACCGCCCUGGGGGUUACGCAACAGCACCAGAGGCUGGCGGUGCUGUUGCGCGAGAGCGUGAGGAGGCGUUUGUUACACCCGGGGGCCAACACGCACCAGAUCAUGGACGUUUACAUCGCCACCAUCAAGGUCCUUCGCAUCCUUGAUCGGAAGGUGUGUGUGUGUGUGGGGGGGGGGGCGGGAGCCGGUUGUGAUGGGGGGUAG
Molecule: messenger RNA, 912 nt
Organism: Ectocarpus siliculosus
Lineage: Eukaryota; Phaeophyceae; Ectocarpales; Ectocarpaceae
Source: the annotation of a GenBank genome assembly